AUGGGUGAACCCGACCUAGAAUCUCAGACCCCCAAAAAGAUAGACAGGGUCGCAGAAAAGGAAGAGAAAGCUACCAAGGUGGAAAGGGGCUACGGUCUUCCCUUUUGGCGAAAAUGUAUCAUUCUCUUCGUCGUCAGUUGGAUGACACUUGCUGUUACCUUCUCCAGCACAUCUCUUCUUCCUGCAACCCCCGAGAUCGCCGAGGAGUUCAACACCACAACCGAGACUCUCAACAUUACUAAUGCCGGCGUUUUGCUGGCCAUGGGCUUCUCGUCGCUUAUCUGGGGUCCGUUGAACAAUUUAAUUGGCAGAAGGAUCUCGUAUAAUAUUGCGAUCUUCAUGCUUUGUGUCUGUUCGGCGGCGACGGGGGCUGCUGUAGAUAUGAAGAUGUUUACAGCGUUUCGAGUCUUGAGCGGUUUGACAGGAACGUCAUUCAUGGUUUCAGGACAGACCAUUCUGGCGGACAUUUUCGAACCGGUCGUCCGUGGCACAGCCGUAGGAUUCUUUAUGGCUGGAUCGGUCUCCGGUCCUGCGAUUGGACCCUGUAUUGGAGGCCUCAUCGUCACUUUCUCCAGCUGGCGUAAUAUCUACUGGCUCCAAGUCGGCAUGACAGGACUCGGCCUGGUCCUGUCCAUCGUCUUCGUCCCCGAAAUCAAACAAGAGUCCAAAGAGGACCCCGAAGAAAAGAGAAGAGGACCGUACUCUCAGCCCUACGCCUCUUCAACCCCCUCCGAAUCUUCAGACAAUGGGUCUAUCCCAACGUCUUCUUCUCCGUAA
Molecule: messenger RNA, 777 nt
Organism: Aspergillus nomiae NRRL 13137
Lineage: Eukaryota; Fungi; Ascomycota; Eurotiomycetes; Eurotiales; Aspergillaceae
Product: putative MFS transporter
Exons: 2
Coding region: 1-777 (258 amino acids)
Biological process (GO): transmembrane transport
Molecular function (GO): transmembrane transporter activity
Source: RefSeq, a predicted model, not a curated record